AUGAGUGGUACUGGUGAAGUGAGCAUGGACUUCUUUUCCCUGCUGAAUCAAAGGCAGUUGGAUCAGAAUAGCGAAUUCCGCAGACUCUACCGCCUCUCCGCGUGCUACGCGACGGGCGCAGUUCUGGCGAUGUUCGUAGCUGCUCUGAUAGCACCAGCGGGCACUCCAACAGAAUCACGCAGAGGUGAUAUCUGUCUUGCCGCCUCUCUUUUGUUUUUUCUUUCUAGCAGUAUUGCGGCGUAUCUCAUGAUGGUAAAGGCGUUAAAUGUCUUAAGCACCAGUCGAUUUAUAUUACCAUCCUCAUUUGGGGCACCGCGUCUCCCGGCAUCUUCUUUGCUUAUACCAGUUUCAUAUGAGGGUCUCACGUUCAGACAACGGAUGGUUUUUGUGUAUGGAUUGCUGGUGAGCGCUAUUGUGUCUGUGAGUGUUGGGGUCGGUACAAAUUCUUAUUAUGCGUAUUUAUUAUUGUUGUUUAUGCAGUUUGUACUGUUUAUUGCCUCAUGGGUUGUUCUCAGUCGUAUGAUGAACGUGUCAAGAUGA
Messenger RNA from Trypanosoma theileri, 540 nucleotides. RefSeq lists its product as uncharacterized. The coding region runs from base 1 to 540 and encodes 179 amino acids. The transcript has a single exon. The record is from RefSeq and is a predicted model, not a curated record. Lineage: Eukaryota; Euglenozoa; Kinetoplastea; Trypanosomatida; Trypanosomatidae.